This is a messenger RNA of Halichondria panicea, 1601 nucleotides long. RefSeq lists its product as uncharacterized. The record is from RefSeq and is a predicted model, not a curated record. The coding region runs from base 300 to 1373 and encodes 357 amino acids. The transcript has 7 exons. Lineage: Eukaryota; Metazoa; Porifera; Demospongiae; Suberitida; Halichondriidae.
CAAGGCUUUGACACGUCUUAUAUCCGAGGCUAAUUAGAUUAGUUUGAUGGUGGAUACAUGAAUACAUCCGGAUCUGUUGAGCACUAGAAAACCGCAACGAAAUGUGUUGUUUUGAUUGAGAAGUAAUUAAAUCUUUAUCAAAGGCUACAGCUUUGAGGCUAUAUACCAAGUACCCAUCUCCAGUACGUACUACUGAGGUCUAGACAUUCUACAACUGAAGAUUGUGUGAUUGGUUCCUUGUAAUUCUUUGAUCUGGUAUAUUGGUAGUAGCGAUUUGACCUUAUUGACCCCCAAGCACGAUGAACAAACCCCCCGCUCCGCUAGAGCUGCAGAGACUGACUGAUAACGGGAGCAGCGUGGGCGGGAUAGCACCGUUGUACACGUCUGUCGAUGUGGCUCAGUCCGAACAUAAAGAGUACCUGACUCAGCAAUCACACACACAGGGCGACUACACAAGCCCUGGAGAAUUGGACCCACCUAAUGAAUAUGAUAUCGUGACAGACAAGCAAAGAGAAAACACAUCGCCAGGCUACCUUCACCAACAAAACAAUGUCUUGUAUGCAGACCAGUUUGCUGCCACGGAAAUGAGACAUGCUACGCUAACUCGAACUGAGCAGAACAGAUACGUCGGCGUCACCACUCUACAGGGAAGUAUGGAUGAACCCAAGGAGACCGAGUGUACUGGUUGCAAUGGUGGACGGUCCUGCUUGUGGAUUACUUUGUGUGCUCUACUCAUUUUUAUUUCGUUGGUUGCUAUAGCAGCACUGGUGUUGGCCGUAAUGAUGAUGCUGCAAGUUAUACCAGUAUGCAACUGUGCCCCAAGUCCUCAAGUUCAGGAAUUAAUGAAUAGAAUCCAAGUUCUUGAAAACAGAGAACUGGUAACUGGUGGCAACAUUUCCUCUCUCUCUCAAAGAUUAGAUACAUUCAAUGUGGUCCCAGCUGUCGAGUCGGCCAUUGCACAGAGGAUCACUAAUAACGGCACCAUCAUAGGCCUGGCCUUCUCUGCAGAGCUGGUCGGCUUCCAACCCUACGCUGACUGUGUGACAGAGGAGGAGAGGGAGUGCACCAUCAGCAAUUUAGGGCUACGUUGUGAAACACCGGACCUGGAAUAUAUUAUGGCCGACAACGCUGCACUCAACUACACGCGUGAUGCUCGAUGUGUUCAAAAACCAUUCUCGACAGAUCAGCAGCAUCUCUCCACAACACUCCUCAUUCAGGGAAACAUCGUCUUCUGCGUGUGCGAGCGUGUGAUCGUUCAAUCUAAUGCAGAUCACCAAGAAGUGAGCUGUGCUCUUCAGAUGACCAGAUGUCGAUCUAAUCGCAAUAUUCCCGUGGAGAUUGUUACCACGUCAAAUGCACAACUUGGAAACUGACGUCUCUAUAAUUAUAUAGAAUUAUAAGUUCUAGCUACUGUAUCAAUUCAUCCCUAUUUAAUAAUUAUUAUAUAUGUACAUCUAUACUAUUUAAUAUGUUUUAUGAAUGUCAUUAUCAAUCAAUGUUGUCCAUAAUAUUAUAGCCAUUACAGCAUAAAUUAUCACAUGACAAUUGUUUAGUGCAAAGUCAAUCAAUUUUCUGCAUGUGUGAAAAAUGGAUUAUUUCUC